ACCCGGUUUUGUCUUUACGAUCAUCUCCCUCUCUAUAUAUAUAUAAACACAGAAGAAGAAGAAAGAAAACUAUGACGACCCUUCAAAGCACAUUCAAAGAAACGAGAUCAAGCUUCUGCAGGAAUUCAUCAGAGAUGGGAAGUACGCAGAAUCCAAGAAGAGAGGUUGAUGAUGAAGAAGAUGAAGAUGAAGAGGAGAAGAUCACAGUUUCAAGCCCAGAGGCAAAGCUCGGGAUGAGAGUCGAAGAUCUUUGGGACGUUCAGGAGCCUCAGCUCUCUCCUACCGAGAAGCUCAACGCCUGCUUCGAGAGCAUUCCCGUCUCUUCCUUCCCCAUCUCCACCGCCUCUCGAGUGACAGAGAUAAGAUCAGACACUAGCUUAGCAGACACUGUCAAGAUACUGUCUCGGAACAAGAUUCUAAGUGCACCUAUAGUCGAUGUCGAUGCUUCCGACGAAGCUUCUUGGAUAGACCGAUACAUCGGAAUCGUGGAGUUUGCGGGCAUUGCCGUAUGGAUCCUGCAGCAGUCGGAGCCUCCGUCUCCUAGGAGCCAGGCUUCUCGGACCGGAGCUGCAUUGGCAGUAGCAGCUAACGGAGUAACCAAUGCGGCAGGUCUCAUCGCUCUGGGACCCGAGGACGCGUCCGUUACGUCGGGAAACUUCUUCGAAGACCUUACUUCCUCGGAAUUCUACAAGAACACUAAGGUGAAAGACAUUUCGGGUUCAUUCCGAUGGGCUCCGUUCCUCGCAUUGCAGAAAUCGAACUCCUUUCUAACGAUGCUCCUGCUCCUCUCAAAGUACAAGAUGAAGAGUGUUCCCGUGGUGAAUCUCGGCGAAGGAAAGAUCGAUAACAUAGUUACGCAAUCCGCAGUUAUCCACAUGCUUGCAGAAUGUUCCGGACUCUCUUGGUUUGAGAGCUGGGGAGAAAGAACAGUCUCGGACACCGGUCUCCCGUACAUGUCAUCGGAUCACAUUGUAAAGGUAUACGAGCACGAACCGGUUCUUCAAGCGUUUAAAUUGAUGAGAAGACGAAGAAUAGGCGGCGUACCGGUCAUGGAGAAAGGGAGCAACAAGGCAUUGGGAAACAUUAGCCUUGGAGACAUUCAGUUCCUUCUGACAGCACCGGAGAUCUACCAUGACUUAAGAACGAUAACAGCAAAGGACUUCCUCACGGCGGUAAGAGGGCAUCUGAAGCUGAAGAGACAGGACGAGAACUCGGGUAUGAUCACUUGCAAGAAAAGCAGCACAAUGAAAGAAAUGAUAAUGAGGCUGGACUCGGAGAAGAUCCACAGGAUCUACACGGUGGAUGAAGAGGGGAACCUCGAAGGAGUGAUCACCCUCAGAGACAUAAUAUCGAGAUUGGUGCACGAGCCACGGGGAUAUUUCGGAGAUUUCUUUGACGGGGUAUUGCCGUUGCCGGACAGCAGCAGGGUCUGAGAGAUUCUUGCAUAUGAGGAAUGUGCUGUGAGCUGUGAAAUCUUGCAAAAGCUUUGUCUUGCAAUGGAAAUGUGUUGUAUAUAUACUAUAUCAUCGUGUCCGAGUUUCUACCUUCCCCUCUUUGGACUCACCACUUGAAAUUUAACAAGUUUAGCUUCGGCUUCUUUGUCA
Molecule: messenger RNA, 1604 nt
Organism: Tarenaya hassleriana
Lineage: Eukaryota; Viridiplantae; Streptophyta; Magnoliopsida; Brassicales; Cleomaceae
Product: SNF1-related protein kinase regulatory subunit gamma-1-like
Exons: 6
Coding region: 72-1433 (453 amino acids)
Source: RefSeq, a predicted model, not a curated record